Molecule: messenger RNA, 2473 nt
Organism: Ectocarpus sp. CCAP 1310/34
Lineage: Eukaryota; Phaeophyceae; Ectocarpales; Ectocarpaceae
Source: the annotation of a GenBank genome assembly
AUGCAGAUCAGGGAGUUAAAUCUGGUGAAAGCCUCGCCCGAAGCUGCUACCGGGGUGAGAGCGCUAGUGUCCACCAACGUUCCCUUCGGAGUGCUACAGGUGGCUGACACAGUCAAGAUGCUUUUCGCAGGCAUCGCACAGCCAGGGAUACCUGGAGGAAUCCGCGCCUACCCCAUCGGUCAAGGGGCGUCCGCCGGAUCAGGCCCAGCGGGCGGAGGGGCCGGAGGGGGAGGGGGGGGAGCUGGUGGUAGUGGCGGGGGGACGGGAGGCGAGCUCAGCGGGAAUUUCCAGGAGUACGGGUGCUUGUCUCUGGCGGUGUCUUGCAUGGUGCUCAAUCACGACGGCAGUCUGCUGUUUGUCGGGGGCGAGGAUGGCGUUCUGGCCAUGUAUUGCGUCGCCGAGGACCCGAAGACUGCCGAAAGGAAGGCCCGAGAAAGGGAUGCCGUGGAGUACAUGGAGGAAAUCCUUGUUACCAAGACCGACAUUAAGGUCCAGUCCAAGCAGAUGCAGGGGCUCAAGAACGCUGUGGACGAGCUCAUGCUCAACAAUGAGUACCAGCUCCGCCUAAAGGAUAUGAACUACAAGGAAAAGACUCGAGAGAUCACGGAUAAGUUCACGGUGGAAGUGGAGAUGGACCGUCGCUGCUACGGAGAGCUCUUAGACGAGAGAAAAAAUAUGGAACUGACGUACGAGGAGAGGAUCGCGCAGCUGCAGGAUCAACACGCCGAGGAGAGGACUGGGCUGGAGGCGCAGCACCGAAAUAAGAUUAACGCCGAGAUCAACCGCUACCAGGCCAUGGUGCAGGAGAAAGAGGAGCUCAGCAGGAAGUGGGACGACGAGAACCAGAGUCUCGUGGACGCUCACACAGAGGCGCUGCAGAAGGUUAUCGAGGAGUACGACAAAAAGGUGGAGGAAGAGCAGUCUCAACAGCGAAAGCUAGCCCUGGAAAAGGAGAAAAUGGCCGCCGCUUUCGACAACCUCAAAAAUCUCGUAGAAGAAGACGCGGACACGGAGACGGAGUACAUCAAGGCCAUCCUAGCCCAGACCAAGUUCAUGGCCAAGCUGGCCGCGGAAAAGGAGGCGACGCUAAGGCUCAAGGGGGAGAACGGCAUCAUGAAGAAGAAGUUCUCACGCCUGAGCAAGCAAGUGGAGGAUCAGAAGGAGGACACGACCACCCUGCAAGAGAGACAAAGAGAUCUCUUCGAAACCAUCAAGUCUCUCGAAAAGGACAUCCAGGGGCACAAGAAAGAGAUUCGCGAGAGAGAGGAGACCAUCGCCGAUAAGGAGAAACGCAUCUACGACCUCAAGAAGAAAAACCAAGAGCUGGAAAAGUUCAAGUUUGUCUUGGACUACAAGAUCAAGGAGCUCAAGCGCCAGAUAGAGCCGAGGGAGAACGAGAUAGCGCACAUGCGCAACCAGAUCGAAGAGAUGGACCUUGAGCUUGAGCAGUACCACAAAAGCAACUCUGCCCUCGACCUGAUGAUCGGAGAGCUCCGGCUCAAGGUGGACGGCAUGCAAAAGGAGCUUCACACGCAGAACAAGAGGCUAGAGGAGGGGGCUCGUUUCGCAGAGCAUUUCCACAACGACCUCAGGGCGGCAGUGCAGAACAUGGCGACGGACGACAACCGGGCCCUCAAGAGGGCCAUGGUGGCGCUCUACAAGCUAUACAACAACGACAACCCGGUCGCGUCGGUCAAGAGGGGAGAGGAUGGCGAUGUGCAGCGGGAGUACAAUCGCCAUAGAAAGCACCUGGAGCGGAAUGUCGAGGCUCUCAAGAGCAGCAUCGACAAGGAUAUGCGCAUGUUUCACCAGGACCGGUCUCGGCUGAACCGGGAGAACGUCAUGCUCACAAGGGAGAUCAACGACCUCAGACGAACAGCCAAGGCGCUCUCUCUGCAGCAGAGUGGGGUCGAGCGGGUCAUGGCGGGAGACCCGGAUGUUGAUAUGAACCAGCCGCUCCGAGCGCUCUUGGGUGACACUGGAGCGGGGCGAGACAAAAACGAUGGCAAGGGACAGGUCAAGCCAGGCGGGCAAGGGGGUGCUAGCAGCAAGAACCUGUCCAAGGGGAGAAGGGUGGAGCGGUUUACCGAGAGCUCAACAAACGCCUCCACAAUGGCCUUGGUCGGCCCUGCGUGGCACCCUACGCCUCCUUCCGGAGCGGUUCGGCAGAAUAGUAUGGAGGGAGCGGGGGUUGGUGAGCAACAACGAUUGGCUGCUACCGGCACGAGCAACGAGGGGCACGUUUUGGAGCAGCAGCAGAUGUGGAGGGAGAUUGAAAUGCAAGAGCAACAGAUUCGACAGCUCGAACACCACGCCGCACAGCUUAAAGAGUCCCUCCGAGCGGGUGGCUUGAUAAGCAAAUCGAUAAACACGGGGGACGGCGUGGCCGCCGAAGGAGAUGGGGGAGAAGCCGAGCAAGCACAAAACCGAGGAGCCGACGGAGAUUUGCCGUAGCCUUGGAAGAGCCGCGUCC